Messenger RNA from Orbicella faveolata, 7136 nucleotides. RefSeq lists its product as uncharacterized. Lineage: Eukaryota; Metazoa; Cnidaria; Anthozoa; Scleractinia; Merulinidae. The record is from RefSeq and is a predicted model, not a curated record. Gene Ontology annotation, molecular function: metal ion binding.
AAAAUUUGUCAAUGCAAGGAAGCCGCCAUCUUGAAAGCGUGGGGUAAAUGGUCGAAAGAUAAAGCAAGAUUUCUUCAGGAUCCCAGCGUCCAGAAGCCAUCCGUUCAAGUUUCCACGGAAGAAUUCGAACCAGGGCUUAAAAAGAAGACUUGUGACUUAACUUGAGAAGUGCAGAAGAUCAACAUUUGAAGGACAAUUCAAGAUCAGUGCAUUCAACAAUUGAAUAAUGUGCUUGUUUACAAGAGAUCAUCCCUUUGGAAUUUAAGUUAUUGUCAUCACCCCAGCUGUCAAUGACAUCAAUGGGCUUUGAGCUUAUGAAGUGUGAAAAAUCUUACCAGUAACUGUUAUUAUUGGGAGCUGCUUGGGUGCACAUUCUCCUGGCUACAUUAGAUUUGAGGUCUUCAUUGUAAUUAACCUGAGUUGUUGCAUUCUGGAUUCUUCAGUCUUAACAGGAUAGCUGGGAGAAUCAGCCAAAACCAAGUGACAUAGUUUAGUGAUGACAUCACAAGGGGAUGACUGUUAUUUCUUUUACUACUCCACCUGUACAAAGGGAGAUGAAUGUCCAUUCCGACAUGAACCAGCUGCAUUAGGAAAUGAGAUUACUUGUGAACAAUGGGAGAAAGGAAGAUGCUCAAAGUCAGUCUGCAAUUUCAGGCAUAUGAUGAUCGAGAAACACAGAUCCCAAACCCCAUGUUACUGGGAGUCCCAGCCAACUGGUUGUCUGAAGCCAUUUUGUCCCUUUCUACACACCAAACCACGACCCAGUGAACGCCCAGCCAUAAAUGUCGCUGGAGUUGCUCCUGUGAUACGUCAGGCUCAGCCCCGCCCAGUCGCACCUGUCCUUGUUGCCCCUUCUUCAGCUGGCAAACAAGAAGUGAGGAAGAUACCCACCAUAUCAAGUCCUCCGAGACCAAGACCACCUAUGCAGCAAAAUGUCGCUAUACCAAGACAACCUGUAGCACCCAUCCCUUAUCCUGCAGCCACAAGCAGGCCAAUGUUAGUACCCCGGCCACCUCAGAUGAUCAGGACUCCCCAGUUCACUGGCCCUCCACGACCAUCAGGGAUGGUACAGCCAAUGCAAGCAGGCAGGGGAUUCCCACCCAUACUUUCAGGGGUUCCAGUGGGAUAUGGCGGAGGCAUCCCAACACCUCAGCAGUCAUAUCAUCAUCAUCCGCUUAUGUACACAGGAAGACCAGAAGGGUCAGCAAUGCCAUUCCUGCCAAAUAAAAUUCCCGAAGACAAAUUUGAUCAUCAAGAUUCAGACUCAUUCUCCAGCAGUGACAGUGAUGAGGAGAGGAGAAGAUCAUCUCAUCGGAGAGUGCGUAGCAGUUCGCAGCGAGAAGUCUUCGCAAGUAAUAGAAGAGAGAUAUGUAGCAGCAGAAAACAGCAAUCCAACAAACAAAGUCAUGAGAGGUACAGGAGUGGUGAACGUAAAAGACCUGAAGGGACUAGAGACAAGAAUAAGGCUUCAGCAGAGGCUGAACGAGAAAAGUCUAGGGCAAAAAGAAAACCUUCCAAACGGUCAAGAGAUGAAAAUGAGGGACGAGAAAGGAGGGAUAAUGAGGAACAAGACAGGAAGGACAGUAAUCAAGAAAGAAAAAGCAGUUCAUCCAUUGGCAAAGAUGAAAGUGCAAAAGAAAAAUCUGAUAAGGAAGAAAAAAGGCCUGAUGAGACAAAAGAUGCGAGUAGUCCUGGAAUUAAAGUCAAAACACUGGAGGAGAUAUUGCGUGAAAAAGCACUGAAGAAACUUGAAGAGAGAAGAGCACAGGGCAAAGUACAGAAAGACAACAGUGAGGGCAAAGCAGAAGAGAAGUUGAAUGAUGUUGUUGAGGAGAGUGAAAGGGCAGAGGAGGUAGUGGCUGGAGUAAUUGAAUCUGAAAAUAAUGAAGAACCUGCUUCAUUAGAUGGAAAAGACAACAAAAGCAUUGAUUCCUCAACAGAAAAGUCAACUGCCUCAAGAAAGGUCUCCACAAGUGGCCAAAAAUCUCCAGCGAAGAAAGUUAUCAAAACAAAUAAGAUUUCAAUCAGCAAUAAAGACAGCGACAGUGUUGAAUCUUCCACUGAAAAGUCAGUUGCAACAAAAGGGAUUUCAGCAAAUGCUGAAGACGGUCAAGGCGGUGAAGAGAAAGUAAGUGCUAAUGAACCUCCGUCUCCCUUUCAAGAAGUUAGAGUGAAAUCAUUCGAGGAAAUAAUGCAGGAAAAAAGGAAAAGGAAAGCAGAAGGGUUGAGAGAAUCCUCUGAAGAUGUAAGUGCAGAAGUGACAGCUAGUGUUCCAGGGCAGGUAAACAGCAGCACUUCAGCAGUGACGUCAAUCCCUCCAAAGAGGUUGAAAAGGAUAGUGCGGAAAUCAUCUGGUGACAGUGACAAGGAUGCAAAGGUUGUGUCGUCAUCAGGUGUGGAGAGCACUGUAAGCAAAGUAAAACCUACAAGGAAAAGAACAGUGUAUGUCAUGGAUGGAACAAGUCCAAGUAAAGACAGCAAAGAGAAUGGUGUGUCCUCCACAGCUACGAAGGAUGACAACAAGUCACAGCAGAUUAACUUGAAAAAGGCUGCAGCAGCUGAGCGUCUCGGAACACAGGAAGUCAAGGUGAAAAGCUUUCAAGAAAUCAUGGCUGAGAAGAGACAACGAGCAUCUCAGGAGAAUAUUGAGAUUCAAAAGAGUAAAGACGUACCUGAUCAAGAAGAAAAAAGACACAACAAUGUUUUGAGAAAAAGUCAACAGACCAUGCCUCUGAAGACUGCUAGAGCACAUGUGAUAAAACCAAGAAAGAUCAAGGUUUGGACACAGGGAACUUCCAAAGUGAAAGCUAAAGAAGAUGAUGUAAGCAGUAGUACAACAGAUGCAACGCUAAAUGAACAGGAAUCACAGGAUCAAGCUGUUCCAAGUGACAACUUAGAAACAUCAAAAUUAGCCAGCAUUCGACCCGAUACCAGUGAAGCUGAAUCCUUAGUCACUCCAGGACUUACAUUGACGCUGAAUGAACCCCCUCUAUCUGAUCAAACCAUACCUGACAAAGACAGUUAUAUCAGUAAAGUGACUCCUGUCAGAGAUGCUAGUGUUGGGCUUCAGCGGGGUGUUGAUGACAAGAUCCUGGUGGAUUCAGCAAGUAAAGAAGCAGAGCCUUGCCCAGAGACCACUGGAAUGGAUCAGGAACCUGAAGGGAUAUCCAGCAGUCUACAAAAACCACAAGAUUCCUUGUCAGAUCAUCAUGGAAUGGAUGACACAGACCAAGCCAUGGAGCAACAGCCAACUGAACCCAAGGAACCAAAGGAAUCAAAGGAACCGCCAUCUUACGAUGAGAUCAAACAAGCCAUAGCAAAUCAGAUGUCUAAGAAGGACGACUUCUUCGGAGACAUUGAUAUGAUUGACGCUCAUUUUUAUUUGGGAGAAGACGAUGGAGACGUGGAUGAACAUUUGGACUUGAAUGAGGACGAUCUGCUCAUGGAGCUGGACGAGAUGAUUAAUGAUUAGAGAGAAAAACGAAAACAAUAAAAAACAGAAUAAACAAGACACUUGCAAGGGUUAAACGGGAUCGUAAGAUGAAGCUUUGUAUCGUGAGAAAGAUGUACUCUGAAGGAACAAAGAAGAACUUGCUGGGGCUAAACAGGAUCGAGAGUUGAAGCUUUGUAUCUCGAGAGACAAGUGUUCUGAAGGCCUAAUGAGAUGAUCCACCAAUGGAAAAAGGGAGAAGAAAAAUCUUUCAAGAAGUUAGCAUACAGUGCCAACCUUUUUGAUUCGUAAAAUGGAUGUAAAGAUGACUCGAUGAAAUGAUUAACCAGUGAAAAAUACACUUCCAAGAGGUUACCAUGCAGAGACGGAGGAAGAGAUGGAAGUGAUGACUUCACGUUAUUUGCAUGAAGUACAUUCGCUUUGAUUUGUAUCAGUGAAAGCAGAAACAAAUACAGCGUUUUACUGGCCUGGCUGACUGCUUGACAUAAGGCCGUUAUUUUGUCAAAUUUAAUUUAACGUAAGUUCAACUGACAUGCGUAAACACCAGACUACAACUGUGAAGCCACGGCAACUGAGAAGUAAAUACUAAUUCACUAUGUGAUUCAAACAUACUGCCUGAAACUGCUGUGGUUAUAUUACACGCGUUUUGCUGGAAUUACAUGCAACGUUCCAAGAACCUUGCCUCGGUACUGUCACAGCUCAACUUGCCAAACGUGUAUCAGUGUUGGUGAGGCACAGUAUUUGCAAAACCGCCAGACCCGCUAGUCACACGAAGACUUAAAACUGUCUGGCGAAGGGAAGCAGUCCUGGUUGGUUUAUCACAUGGAGACGCUCCGAAAAGUUGAUUACGCGAACUUGUCGCUGUAGUGAAGAGCUGUCUGUCAGAAGUCACAAAAACAAUUUUUUCCAAUCCAAGUCAGAAACACAUUUUGGAUUGAUAAUUUUACUGAGGUCGUUGUUGUGCUAAACAUUGUCAAGAACGUGACUAUUUACAACGCUUUGGAUAGCUGUUCUCAACUCAGCCCAGUUUGUACGACAGAAAGAUAUGAUCCAUGGAAUAAAAACCUAUGAACUGCCAUAUAUUCAAAUAUUCAACUGACGGCAAAGAAAACCUAACAAAUUAGCCACCUAUUAGAGUAUUCAACGAAGAUUGAAGAGAGCUUAUAUUUCGCCCCUUACACGUACACCUUUCCUCAUAACCUGGAAGACGUGGACAUUGUGAGGGCAUUAUAUGGCUUGCCUUUUACACUGUUUACUGAUCAAGUUAAGACUUUCACAAGAGAAUCCAGCAACAGCUAGUGAAUAAGAUCUGGGCCGGCGAUAUUUUUGUCGGUGACGUUACUAAGUAACGUAACGUGUCAUCCCGCCAUUGAACGUUUCAACCAGAGUGGACUUACAGCCUGUUGUAAGAGAAACUUGUAAGAUGAAGACAAUAUGAAGACAGUUCAUUAUUGUUAGAUUUGCCGUUGGAAAAGAGUUCUACCAUAUGGAUGUGAAGAAUUGUUCGUCAGUAAAAAGUAAUGCAGAUUAGAUGUGCUUGCCGUCUAAUGUUUAAGCUUGUUUAGAAUACGGACAGCCGAACUGGGAAACGAUUGACCGCGCUUAAACAAGUUUAGAGCUAGGAUAUCGGUUUUAUUUUUAAAGAUGAGGUUCAAAACAUGUUAAAAUGACAUCAAUCAGAAGCAGUGCAAAUGGAAGUGAUAUAUUGUGAAUGUUUCAUUUUACAGAAGAAUUUCUGUUCGAGUAGUACUGUAGUUAAAAGAUUCAAAUUUCACUGAUUUAAGUUUUUUUCAGAAAAUUGUAAAUAAAGAGUAUUUCACCGUUAGGUUAGAUGUUUCGUGGAUUUGGUUAAGAAGUGAAGAAUUUCAACACUACAUGUAAAUAGGUACAGAUUUUAUAACAUUGUAAAGCGUAAAUAAUAUCGUAAAGGCAGUUAUAUCAAAAGCAACGUGCAAUCCAGUUUUUCCCAUUUUACUGACUUACUUGCCAAGAAACGUUCUUAAUUCAUUGCAUCUACCAACAAUAAAUAACCUUAAAUGGGAAAACAACGCAAGAACAAUCUUUUCAAGUUGAAUUAGCUAUUUCUUUCCUAUUUUACUAACUUAACUGUCAAGAAACGUUCUUAAUUCAUUGCACCUACCAACAAUAAAUAACCUGAAAAGAAAUGGGAAAACAACGGAAAAACAAUAUUUUCGAGUGUAGAGCAUAAGCUGUUUUUUAAUCAGUUGAUCUUACAACUUAAGGGUUUGAGAAAGAAGUGUUCAAGCCAUAUCAUAUUUCAUGUGUAACUAGAGAUGUUUGAAAGUUAACCAAAUUUUGAAGGACGCUCAACUUGUACUUGUGUUGCUUUUGUUUUUGCGUUUGUAUUGUACUUCUGAAAGAACUACUUUAGUCACCAGUUCUAAAGGUGAUGGCAACAAAAUCUUGGAAGAGAGCUUUAAAUAUGUUUGAAUUGUUAUUUUGUGUAACAAACUCAAGUCGCAUAUGGGCAUCUUUAGAAAGGUUGUGGGCAGACUUCCGUCAGCUCUCCGUUCUGAUUAUUUCCAAGUUUAUUAUUUUACAGAUUGUCCAAGACUAGUCUGAAUUAAUUAUUAGAGGAACAAGGGCGUUUGUAAAGUUUUUUUUGUAUUUGAUUUUUUGUUUUUGUUUCUUUUGGGGGGUGGGGGGCGUAUUUUUUAUUUCUCCACUUGACGACACGAAUCGGGUUUAUACAUAAACAGGAUUAAGAUAAGGGAACUUGGUUUAUCGACCUCUUUAACAUGCUUGUUGUUCCAGACUGAAAUAUUUGGUAUAAUGGCUCAUAUACGGUGGAACCUCGAUUUAACGAACCUCUAUUUAACGAGGUUUCACUGUGCCAUGAUGGAACCUCGAAUUUCAUUAUCCUUUGAUCCAGUUUUUAAUAAACUUUGUUAAUUGAUGGUUCAGUCCAUAUUGUAAGACACUUAUUUCAAAACUCAAACAUUCUAAUAAUCAGAUAAACUACCUAUUAUCGAUCAUCUGAUUCGAAAUUCACUGGGGACUCCAUAAUCACACUAGACUAAUUACUUCCAUGAUGUUCACGGAGAACCUUGUUUAGUUCAGUCUUUAUUGACUUCUUUCAAUUUGGUUAUUUAUACUUCCUAAUUACCUAACUACAGCUCUUUACCAGGCCAUCUAGUCACUUCACUUCCGUAACGUAACCGAGACAAACGAAACCGACUGACCGCGGCGACGCCUAAGAACUAGAAAACUAUGUUAUGCUGUAAUCUAAAAAUGAAAUCCCAUUUCUUCCUUAGUACACCAACUGAAACCUUUUUCCCUAAAACAGGUAUAUUAGAAAUUGCAAAAAACAAACAGCAACACUAACGAACAAAACCCAUUUACACAAUGUCUUCUUCACAAUAUAUACAUCGUAUUUAGCAAUAGCACUGAGACUAUCAGAAUUCUUCAGUUUUUAGUUAAUAUUUGUCCUUAAUUUAUAUCAGUAAUUUUAAUUUCUAAUUACUGUUACUGAGUUUGAGGAUUUUAAUGUUACUUAAAGACAGUCCCCGAGUUGGUGAUUUUAUUUCUUCUCAGCGCCUGUCCACUCACAAAAUGUUUUAACAACAGGCGGGGUGAAUGAAGAGCGUGGUAGAAUGUGAAAACAAAGAAAGCCUGUGCUAAGUUAUUAGAGCGACCUGCACCGUUACACUGUAACAAGGUUAUU